AUGCUUUCCAACGUUGUCCUUCCCGCACUCUUCGCAGCGUCGUCUGUGGCACCGGCCAUGGCGCUGCCAAUAUCCGCGUAUGAUGAGGGCUCUGAGGCCAUCCACAUCAACUUGACAAGCUUGGUCCACGAUGCGGAGAAAGCUGCUGGUGCUCUGCUGCCAUUUGCUCCCGAUCUUCUUGGCCUCCUAGCCCGUGCCGACACCGACGCGGGGUCGGAAGCGAUUAGUCUCAAGAACGUCGGCAAGGACGUCGAGCACGUCGCCGGCUCAGCGCUGUCGCUCGCGCCGACCCUCCUGAAGCUCUUCCUGCGCGACGACGACGCGGGCUCCGAAGCCCUCCACUGGAACUGGACGACGAUCGGCCACGAUGCGGAGAGUGUUGCGGGCGAUGCAUUGUCGUUCGCUCCCACUGUAUUCAAGUGGUUCAGUCAUAGCGCCAAGGAAGAGCGGCGGGCGCGUGCACGCCGUGAGCUCGUGGGCAAGUUGAUGGCGCGGACGAUCCUGGACGAGCUGGAUUGA
This is a messenger RNA of Postia placenta MAD-698-R-SB12, 519 nucleotides long. RefSeq lists its product as hypothetical. The record is from RefSeq and is a predicted model, not a curated record. Lineage: Eukaryota; Fungi; Basidiomycota; Agaricomycetes; Polyporales; Adustoporiaceae. The coding region runs from base 1 to 519 and encodes 172 amino acids. The transcript is spliced from 2 exons.